AGUGUCAGGCAGUCUGUCGGUGAGUCCGGAUUGUAGAUGAUUGAGCAGAGAGACCGGCGAGCUCGUGUGUUCCAAAUAAUUUCCGGUUUGUCGUGGCUGUCACACCAAGGAAAGUUCGUGCUCUGCUGGAGACAUCAUCAGUGGGGUAUCACUGUGAUUUAUUUUUUUAAUUAUUAUUGCAAAUUCCUCAUUUAUUAAUUCUACCUAAAUUAAUCAAACAACCCCUUUUGGCGCAAUGAUCUCUGUGCUAGUGAAAAAAAAUUAUUGUUGUUUAAAAAAUAGUUCAUUUUAAUUAAAACAGUGCAGUGUGGAGAAACAAUAGGGUCAGUGAGCUUAAGAAUUUUGUGUGGAAUUUUCAUCUCGUGAAAUUAAAGAGAAAACAAUAUUAUUCUCUCUAAUCAAACAAACGGACUUUCACCGCCAAUUUUUUUUUCUUCACGCACAGAUUGCAAAUCUUACAUUGUGAAUGUUAUUGGUUGCAGUGAGUGCGAGGUGUUGCAUACCAAAUGAUCAGGAAUAAUCGAUGUUGUAAGAAUUUUCACUACCAUCCGGGCCAAGGAGAAGCAGAGAAAAUUGUGGAAAAGUGUAGGAUUGGAGUGCUUUCGAAUCCAUCAUAGAAGUUGAAAGAAAAAAAGUUGAGGGAGUUAGGAAAAAGUUAUAAUCUCUGCGUAUUUGUGAUUGAUACUGAUUGAGAGUAAUUUUGGGUGUCUGUGCGUGGUGUUCCUUCAAAAAGUAACACGUGGAGUUUUUCGCGACCGGAAGUUUCACUCAAUUUUUCUUCCUGUUUUUUUUUUCUUCAACGUGAGAGAAGCUGUACGGAGAGGUGAUUUUUUUUGGAACACACUGUCACCAAGAGACUGACUUUCCACAUUUUCGUGCGGGGUGAAGGGAUAAAAAGGCGCAAUGGAGCAUGCAGAUCUUGUCGCGGAAAUGGCUCAAGUGGAGCAUCUCUCGACGCAGGAUCGUCUCCAGUUGGCACGAAUGCGACGAGCGCAGCAACUUAAAGUGGCAAAGCAGAAGGAGAAAGAGUGGCAAAAAUCCCAAAAUCGUCGCGAUCGGAAUUCCAAUGUGAGCUGCCGGAAGAAAAGGCAUAUUGAAUUUGAGAACAGCGUUAUGCUCCUGGAGGCUGCUGCGAGAAAUGAUAUCGUUGAGGUCGCAAAAUUACUACAAAAAGGCGUUACACCGGAUGCAACGAAUGAGGAUGGGCUCACGGCACUGCAUCAGUGCUGUAUUGACAACAAUGCAGAUAUGUUGCGCCUCCUUCUCGACUAUGGGGCAAAUGUAAAUGCACAGGAUAGCGAAAAGUGGACACCACUUCAUGCUGCCGCCACAUGUGGUCACCUCAAUCUCGUUAAGUUCCUCAUAAAUCGCGGUGCAAACUUACUGGCGGUCAAUGCGGACGGCAACAUGCCAUACGAUCUCUGUGAUGAUGAGGAAACGCUAGACUGCAUAGAGGCUGAAAUGUCCCGACGGGGUGUUACGCAGGAAUUGAUUGAUGAAACACGUGCUGGGACGGAGAUUAUGAUGUUGAAUGAUCUCGAGGAGAUUAGCAUUAUGGGUGGUGAUCUCGAGAUGCCGGAUCAUCAGGGAGCUACACCGCUUCACAUUGCCGCUGCCAAUGGAUAUGCGAGAGUUGUGGAAUUUCUCCUUGAUCAGCAUAUCGUUGUGGAUGCUGUGGACAAUGAUCUGUGGACGCCUGUUCAUGCGGCGGCAUGUUGGGGGCAUCUUGAAGUACUUGAAAUGUUGGCUCAGGCGGGAGCGGAUUUAAAUGCCAAAAAUAGGAAUGAUGAGACACCGUCAGAUAUUUGCGAAGAUGCGGAAAUAAGGGAGAGAAUCGAACAAUUAAGAACAGAGCAGGAGAGCAAGAGAUUAGCAGAGGCACAAAAACGUCGAGUAAAGCGAUCCCAAAGUAACAAUACAAGGGCCCAAUCUGUCCGUCGAACAUCACUGAGGGACAAAACACUAACAACAAAGAAGGACGCCGUGGAGGAGGCGCGACUACGGCUACAAGCACAAGAGGGCUACACCACAACGGAUGGUACAACACCAGAACCAAUAUCCCUGGCAUCGGAAGCAUCAGCCCCAUCACUAAGGACGGGCAAUAAUAAUUGCAACCAUACUGCAAACAAUAAUGGGGGUAGCAUCCAACAAAAUGGUUCAGCACCUGGCAGUGGUGGUGGCAAUAAUAACAACAAUACUCGAUAUCCUCAGAGCAAUUUAACAUUUGCAUCGGCAACGGCAUUCAGUAGCACGCAAUCAUCUAUUAGCACAAAUCCAAAUCACAUUGAUGGCUCACCAACGGCGUCCCACAAUCGACGGUCACCAGAGGGAAAGGAUAAUGAAAUGAGUAGUUUGGGCUACAUGACGGAGGAUAGUACGAAGAAGAUGCUUGUAAAUAACAAUGCUCUCGUAUCGCAACGCAACAGUGCCGCCAGCUCAACAGACCUGACUGCAACGGAAUUCUACACGGCGAGCAAUGAGAAUGGGAAGAUUAAUGUUCAAGUCACGGUUCUAUUUGAUCACUCCAUCGCAGGAACAUUGGCAGACCUGAAGAAGCAUCGUGCCCAAUCGAGGAAUAGCAAUAGCCCGGAGAAUGGAUCAAUUCUCACGACACAGAGUCUCACAGGUGGGACAACAUGCCCUGGUGGUGGUGCAUCACCUGCCGUUGAGCUAUCACUCGUCUCAUCGCCCAGCCUGCAGACAACACCGGCAAAAUUUAGUGGUAUCACGGGGGAUGUUGUGAGCGAUAGUACGCGCUCCCGGAAGUGCUGUGUGAUUAUGUAAGAAUCCCUCAAGAACACUAAAAAGAAUAUUUCCUAAUUUUUUUUUUUGCUCAUUUAGUCUUCGUUUUUCUUUCUUCACGAGAAAAAUUUGUCUUAUUUGACUCUAUAAAAAUAAAAAUAAUUACAAAAUGAUAUAUUGCAAAAUUGAUACCAUAAAAAUCCGUUGAAAAGCUCAAACACGAGAAAAGCUUAAUUGAAGCUCAAUGGAUUUAUUUCAUUGUGCAAGCAUUUGUGAUAAUCCCGUGUUACUUGUUGGUUCUGUAUUAAAGUAUAGAACAAAUUUAAAAACUGAUUGAAAAAACUAUUUGAUUCUAAAGCUUGCAACGGAAGCAUAUUCCAUAAAUCAAUAAUAAAUUUAUUUACAUAAAAA
Messenger RNA from Lutzomyia longipalpis, 3153 nucleotides. RefSeq names its product protein phosphatase 1 regulatory subunit 16A (gene MYPT-75D). Gene Ontology annotation, cellular component: cytoplasm. Gene Ontology annotation, molecular function: enzyme inhibitor activity; phosphatase regulator activity; protein binding. Lineage: Eukaryota; Metazoa; Arthropoda; Insecta; Diptera; Psychodidae. Bases 904 to 2784 code for a protein of 626 amino acids. The record is from RefSeq and is a predicted model, not a curated record. The transcript is spliced from 9 exons.